Spodoptera litura is the source of this 2418-nucleotide messenger RNA. RefSeq lists its product as uncharacterized. Gene Ontology annotation, molecular function: RNA binding; rRNA (cytosine-C5-)-methyltransferase activity. NCBI's taxonomy places the organism in Eukaryota, Metazoa, Arthropoda, Insecta, Lepidoptera, Noctuidae. The record is from RefSeq and is a predicted model, not a curated record. Gene Ontology annotation, cellular component: nucleolus. Gene Ontology annotation, biological process: maturation of LSU-rRNA; rRNA base methylation.
UGCCAAGUGCCAAUGUCAAAUCACAAUUAAUAUCAACCUUUGAGAACACGUGUGGUUUAUUUGAAAUCGUGCAUGGUGAUAGUUACAUAGAAACCGACAGUUUUGAAUUAAUUUACAGUUUUGUUGAUGCUAUACUAAUACAAUAAUCAAAUAUUAUUACUGUAAGUAUAUUAAGUUUGACAAACCAUGGGUCGCAAGGCGAAAUUUGAUGAAACUAAGAAAGUGAAAAAAGGACCCGGCAGGAAAGCUCGCAAGCAGCCCGACCCUGUAUUCAAAAAAGAACUGCUGGAAGAUGAUACAACAGAAAAGAAACUCACUCAUAGACAAAAGCAGAGAGCAGCAAAGAGGGCAAAAAAGAAGGCUGAAUUAGUAGAAAAGAGGAAGGCACUGAAACAAGCAAAGAAAAAUGUAGCAAAACAGAAAGAAGUUACUAUUGAUGAUGAAGGAGAUAACAGUUCUGAUGAAGAAACUCCACAAGGUUUCACAGAUGAUAACAAGGAAUGGCUGAAACCUAAACAGAAAGGCAAACAAAAAGAAAAAAGUAAACCUAAAACGUAUAAAUCAGAGUCUGAAGAUGAGGAUGAUGAAGAAGAUGACAGUGGCAAUGAGGACGAUGAUGGAUCAGAAAUGGAAGUUGAUUCUGAUGAUGACACAUCGGGAAAGAAGAAAGUUGGGGGAGAAAAGUAUAAGGUUGGAACAUUGGAUGACUUAUUUAAGGAUUCAGACGAUGAAAAUGGAGAAGCAUUAUCAGAGGAUGAAGGGGCAGACAGUGGUGGUAAACUAGAAUAUGAUUCUGACUCAAGUGCCGCUGAAAAGGAUAGUGAUGAAGAUGGAGAUGAAGAUGAAGAUGAUGAUAUGUUGCCCAUAGAAAAAGCUAAUAUAAAACUAAAGAAAAAACAAAAGAUUGACAAACAGUUAGCUGAUGAAGAAUUGCAGUUAAACAUUGCUAAACAAGAUGUAUUUGCUUUCCCAUCUGAAGAGGAACUACAGAAUCCAGCUAGUCUCCAAGAUGUACAUCAAAGAAUUAAAGAUGUUGUCACAGUUUUGGGAGAUUUCAACCGCCUAAAAGAAGAAGGCAGAUCUCGUUGUGAAUAUACCGAUCUACUUCUAAAAGACCUGUGCACAUAUUAUAGUUACAAUGAAUUUUUGAUGGAAGUACUCAUGCAAAUCUUUCCAGUCCAAGAACUGGUCGAAUUUUUGGAAGCCAGUGAAACCGCGCGUCCUGUGACUAUCAGAACUAACAGUUUAAAGACCAGAAGGCGAGACUUGGCGCAAGCUCUCAUCAACAGGGGUGUCAAUUUGGAUCCUGUUGGUAAAUGGAGCAAAGUGGGUCUGGUUGUAUACAGCUCUACAGUACCAAUUGGUGCAACGCCUGAGUAUUUGGCUGGCCACUAUAUCUUACAAGGAGCAUCUAGUUUCUUACCUGUAAUGGCCUUAGCACCUCAAGAAAAUGAGAGGAUAUUGGAUAUGUGUGCUGCACCAGGUGGAAAGGCAUCUCAUAUCGCAGCUAUUAUGAAGAACACUGGCACAUUAUUUGCCAAUGACGCUAAUAAAGAGAGGACAAAAGCUAUUGUUGGUAACUUCCACAGGCUGGGAGUAGUGAAUGCUGUUAUUUGUAACCACGAUGGAAGAGAGUUCCCUGAUGUAAUGAAAGGAUUUGACAGGGUGUUGCUGGAUGCUCCCUGUACUGGUACUGGAGUUAUCGCCAAGGAUCCUAGUGUGAAGACAACGAAAGACCAGAAGGAUAUCCAGAGGUGUUUCAACAUACAAAGACAACUGCUUCUUGCUGCCAUUGACUGUUGCAGUGCUAAGUCUAGUACUGGUGGCUACAUUGUGUACUCAACUUGUUCAAUUCUGCCAGAAGAAAAUGAAUGGGUUGUAAAUUAUGCAUUAAAACGCAGGAAUGUGAAACUGGUGCCCACUGGCCUAGACUUUGGUACUGAAGGUUUUGUGAAGUACAGGCAUCAUAGGUUCCAUCCCUCAUUGAAGCUGACUCGAAGAUUUUACCCUCAUACUCAUAAUAUGGAUGGUUUCUAUGUAGCAAAGUUAAAGAAAUUCUCCAAUGUUAUUCCGGAGCCAUUCAAAGAUGAAGAUGAUGAAGAAAUUGACGGUAAAACUACAGAGAAAGCCACAGAAAAUGGCGAUGUUGAUGGUGAAUCGGAUGAAGAAAAACCGAAAUCGGAAAGCAAGAAACCUGUGAAACGACCCGCUUCAGUAGACAGUGCUCAACCACAACAAAAGAAAGCUAAGCCUAAUGUACAAGCUAAAUCUAAUGUACAAGCUAAAUCUAAUGUACAAGCUAAAUCCAAUGUACAAGCUAAACCAAAAGAACAACCUAAACCGAAAGGACAACCUAAACCGAAAGGACAACCUAAACCAGCUGAAAAAAAGUAAGAUAGAUUUCUAUAUAUUACUUUU